AUGUCAAUUGAAGACGUCACUCAUGGGGAAUCCCUCACAGAGAGAAUCCAACAUGGGUCAUUGAAAGAAUACCAAAAGAAAUCAAAAGUAUCGGAAGUCGAACAGCUACAGACCACCCAAACCCAACUACUUGACCAACAAAGAAAAACCGUGGUGGAAGGUUUGCUUGCCGAUAACCGGCUAAGAUUGGUGGAUAUCCCCCAAGUGAUUGUCAACAAUAGUGAAUAUUAUCGGACAACUUUUCUUAAUCAACAACUCUCACCACUUCUUACCAACGGCAAUAGGCUCACUAUUGAAGAUUUUUUACAAAAAGUCGAUUUGGUGACGAAAAAUCUCGUUAACUGUACUAAUACCGAGAAUUUGCUCGUGAAUAUCGAAGCAUUACCAAAACAACAAACGUUUUGGGCCAACAACGAUCGUGAAUCAAUCAGUCUUAUACCAGUGUUCAAUUUAUUACCGGUGAAACGGUUUUUCGCAAAAACCGGGACUUCGGUAGGUAACGGUGAAGGUAAUGGGUAUAUUACUCUACAACUACGAAAUUUCUUGAAAGGGGGAGAAAAUUUGAUCUUCGACGCCACCAUCGGGACCCGUACCAGAACCUCAUAUUUGCUCAAUUUGAACUUCCCAAUUAACAACAAUGCGUUUUUAAGAUCGGAGAACUUGGCGUUCAUGAACAGUAGAAAGAUCGAAUGGGCAUCGCAUGAUCAAAUCCUUAAAGGGAUUUCUAACAAAAUUAUUAAAUACGGGAUCGGUAAUAUCAACGAUCCUAAGAAUUUCCACGAGCAAUUCACCCAAGAAUGGUCGUUUGAAAACGUUUGGCGCUCGGUGGCGGUGCUUGAUAAAGCGGCGUCUGAUGCGGUGUUAUUGAAUUGUGGUGACGAUUUCAAAUCAUCGUUCUUGUAUAAUAUCAAGUACGAUGAUCGAGAAAACAAAAUGUUGGCGCAAUCGGGGAAGAUGUGGAAAUUCCAAGUGGAAUACGCUCCGUCGUUUUUCCGGGCGUACCAACACUCGAAUUUCUUGAAAUAUUCGUUUGAAUCGGUAUUUGCCCAGCCGUUGACCAACCGGACAUUUUGCAAUUUCUCAUUCCGCGGUGGGAUGCUUCAGAAUCUUAGCAGUUUUGGGUAUUGUAACAUCAUGGAUAAGUUUAAUAUUGGUGGUCCCACCGAUGUUAGAGGGUUCAAUUAUAAUGGAUUAGGACCUCGGGCUGCCACGACUCUGCUGAAUAAGAAUUUCGGAACCAGCAUGGGUGACCGAGUGGGUGGCGAUUUCUAUUAUUCCACAGGGUUGAGUUUGUUCACCACCAUUCCUAAAAUUGCUCCGACUAGCGAGCAUAAUUUGAAGUUCCAUUCAUUUGUCAAUGCCGGGAAGCUUGUGAAUUUGAAUGGGGAAAAUAAUGGUGGUGUCAAGGAUUUAUUGAAGGAGCCAUCGGUAUCCAUUGGGUGUGGGUUGUUGUACAAUCACCCAGCAGCAAGGUUUGAGUUGAAUUUCACGUUGCCGGUGACAGCACAUGAAUCGGAUGCCAUGAGAAAAGGGAUUCAGUAUGGUAUAGGGUUGUCGUUUUUGUAA
Molecule: messenger RNA, 1566 nt
Organism: Saccharomycopsis crataegensis
Lineage: Eukaryota; Fungi; Ascomycota; Saccharomycetes; Ascoideales; Saccharomycopsidaceae
Gene: SAM50
Product: SAM complex subunit SAM50
Exons: 2
Coding region: 1-1566 (521 amino acids)
Biological process (GO): protein insertion into mitochondrial outer membrane
Cellular component (GO): outer membrane
Source: RefSeq, a predicted model, not a curated record